Nylanderia fulva is the source of this 770-nucleotide messenger RNA. RefSeq lists its product as uncharacterized. Lineage: Eukaryota; Metazoa; Arthropoda; Insecta; Hymenoptera; Formicidae. Gene Ontology annotation, molecular function: protein binding. The record is from RefSeq and is a predicted model, not a curated record.
AUGGUGACACGAUAUGUCAGUCUUCUCUUGAUUGUCAUUCACCGUGUCAAGAAAUUGUCAUCAAGAAAUUUCAACCAAAAGGCAUCACUGAUCAACCGGAACGAUGGAGGUAGCAAUUAUAGUUGCAUUUGCAUUCCUUAGCAUGUUUACGUUCUGCGAGAACACGUAUGCUCUUCCCGAUGACGCAAAAGCAACCACCUUGAAGGAAAUAAAGGAACCUAAGGACAUAAAGGAAGCAGCGACCGCGUCGAAAGACAUAAAAGAUGCUAUCAAGGCUGCCAAGGAGGCGAAGAAGAAUAAGAAGGACUGCGCCCGAGAAUGCGGGACUGAUUAUGAUCCUAUUUGCGUUCACGAUCCUGCUGACUCCAACUUCAAACCAAGGACUUUCGGCACGCAGUGCGCUUUAGAUGUUCACAACUGCGAGAUGGGAACGAAAUUGGCUGUAAAGAGCAAAGGAGAGUGUCCUGGAUCCGGCGGAGUAAAAUUGUCCUAAAUCGCUCGAUUACAUAGAAUCAUCGAGAUAUGUAAAGUAGACCGUCAAAUCAAUUGUUAGACUUAUUAUCGCCAAUUUAUUUAGUUUGUGCAAAAUAUCGUAAUAUAUUGUAAUCCGAUGUGACUUUCCAUGGUUAUAAAAUAGACGGGAUUACUGAGAAAAUUAGAUACAAUUACGCGAGAAAAUCUCUCUGACAAUAAAAUUGGCCGAUAAACUAUAUGCUAUACGAUUAUACAAUGUAAAAGCAAUCUAUCUAAUAAAUAUUAAUGAGCAAAUA